Messenger RNA from Closterium sp. NIES-65, 1485 nucleotides. Lineage: Eukaryota; Viridiplantae; Streptophyta; Zygnematophyceae; Desmidiales; Closteriaceae. The record is from the annotation of a GenBank genome assembly.
AUGCCCUUCUUCCUGAUUCCAUCCCCUUCUCCCAGAUUCCAUCCCCUUCUCCCAGAUUCCAUCCCCUUCUCCCUCAUUCCAUCCCCUUCUCCAAGAUUCCAUCCCCUUCUCCCAGAUUCCAUCCCCUUCUCCCAGAUUCCAUCCCCUUCUCCUAGAUUCCAUCCCCUACUCCCAGAUUCCAUCCCCUUCUCGCAGAUUCCAUCCCCUUCUCCCAGGAUUCCAUCUCCUUCUCCGAGAUUCCACCCCCUUCUCCAAGAUUCCAUCCCCUUCUCCCAGAUUCCAUCCCCUUCUCCCAGAUUCCAUCCCCUUCUCCCAGAUUCCAUCCCCUUCUCCCAGAUUCCAUCCCCUUCUCCCAGAAUCCAUCCCCUUCUCCCAGAUUCCAUCCCCUUCUCCAAAUUCCAUCCCCUUCUCCCAAAUUCUAUCCCCUUCUCCCAGAUUUCAUCCCUUCUCCCCGAUUCCAUCCGCUUCUCCCUGAUCCCAUCCCCUUCUCCCAGAUUCCAUCCCCUUCUCCCAGAUUCCAUCCUCUUCUCCCAGAUUCCAUCCCCUUCUCCCAGAUUCCAUCCCCUUCUCCCAUUCCAUCCCCUUCUCCCAAAUUCCAUCCCCUUUUCCCAAAUUCCAUCCCCUUCUUCCAAAUUCCAUCCCCUUCUCCUAGAUUCCAUCCCCUUCUCCCAGAUUCCAUCCCCUUCUCCCAGAUUCCAUCCCCUUCUCCAGAUUCCAUCCACUUCUCCCAAAUUCUAUCCCCUUCUCCCAGAUUCCAUCCCCUUCUCCCUGAUUCCAUCCACUUCUCCCAGAUUCCAUCCCCUUCUCCCAGAUUCUAUCCCCUUCCCCCAUAUUCCAUCCCCUUCACCCAGAUUUCAUCCCCUUCUCUCAGAUUCCAUCCCCUUCUCCCAGAUUCCAUCCCCUUCUCCCAGAUUCCAUCCCCUUCUCCCAGAUUUCAUCCCUUCUCCCCGAUUCCAUCCGCUUCUCCCUGAUCCCAUCCCCUUCUCCCAGAUUCCAUCCCCUUCUCCCAGAUUCCAUCCCCUUCUCCCAGAUUCCAUCCCCUUCUCCCAGAUUCCAUCCCCUUCUCCCAUUCCAUCCCCUUCUCCCAAAUUCCAUCCCCUUUUCCCAAAUUCCAUCCCCUUCUUCCAAAUUCCAUCCCCUUCUCCUAGAUUCCAUCCCCUUCUCCCAGAUUCCAUCCCCUUCUCCCAGAUUCCAUCCCCUUCUCCAGAUUCCAUCCACUUCUCCCAAAUUCUAUCCCCUUCUCCCAGAUUCCAUCCCCUUCUCCCUGAUUCCAUCCACUUCUCCCAGAUUCCAUCCCCUUCUCCCAAAUUCUAUCCCCUUCCCCCAUAUUCCAUCCCCUUCACCCAGAUUUCAUCCCCUUCUCUCAGAUUCCAUCCCCUUCUCCCAGAUUCCAUCCCCUUCUCCCAGAUUCCAUCCCCUUCUCCCAUUCCAUCCCCUUCUCCUGGAUUCCAUCCCCUUUUCCCAAAUUCCAUCCCCUUCUUCUAA